Molecule: messenger RNA, 1683 nt
Organism: Aspergillus chevalieri
Lineage: Eukaryota; Fungi; Ascomycota; Eurotiomycetes; Eurotiales; Aspergillaceae
Product: tyrosyl-DNA phosphodiesterase 1
Exons: 4
Coding region: 1-1683 (560 amino acids)
Biological process (GO): single strand break repair; double-strand break repair
Cellular component (GO): nucleus
Molecular function (GO): single-stranded DNA binding; double-stranded DNA binding; 3'-tyrosyl-DNA phosphodiesterase activity
Source: RefSeq, a predicted model, not a curated record
AUGGACCGCCCGGCGAAGAGGACAAAAAUAUCGCCUCCUGGACAUGAUCUUCCCAUAGUUGGUACAGAAAGCCUACCAGCAGGAGACAAUGGCUUGGCGUCACUACACCGAUCUAUCACGCCGCCUCCACAACGACGCCAGACCAGCACUGCAGCAGUAUCUGAUGAAAUGAAACCUAUUGAAACUCCAAAGCAAAAUCAUAUGCCUACGAUUAUUUAUUCAUCCCCAAUCCAACUCACUCAUAUCCGGGACUUACCUGCGUCGUCGGGGAACAAUGUCGACACUAUUCGACUGCGAGAUAUCCUCGGGGAUCCGAUGAUACGCGAAUGCUGGCAGUUUAAUUUUUUGAUCGAUGUGGAUUUUCUGAUGAGCCAGUUUGAUGAGGAUGUCAGGGACUUGGUGAAAGUGAAGGUUGUGCAUGGGUCAUGGAAGAGGGAUGCACCUAAUCGAAUACGGAUUGAUGAGCAAUGCUCACGAUACCCAAACGUGGAAUCGAUUGUUGCGUAUAUGCCUGAGCCAUUUGGUACGCAUCAUUCCAAGAUGAUGAUUCUACUUCGACAUGAUGACCUUGCUCAGGUCAUAAUCCAUACAGCCAACAUGAUUCCCGGAGACUGGGCAAACAUGACCCAAGCUGUCUGGCGCUCUCCUCUCCUGCCACUGCUACCAAGCGCAUCGACUUCCGAAGGUACAGGGGGAUAUGGCAGCGGAACGAGAUUUAAGCGAGAUCUACUCAGUUAUCUGAAUGCAUACGGACGUCCAAAGACAGGACAGUUGGUCAAGCAGUUGGAACGUUUCGAUUUCCGGGCUGUGCGGGCAGCGUUGAUAGCCAGUGUGCCAUCUAAACGGAAAGUCGAGAGUAUGGACGCGAAAAGGGAGACGCAAUGGGGAUGGCCGGCUUUGAAAGACAUUAUACGACAUAUUCCGUUGGCGCCGCAUGCUGGGACGGCACAUAUUGUGCUUCAGAUCUCUUCAAUAGCCUCCUUAGGCCAAACAGACAAGUGGUUGAAGGACAUAUUUUUCGAUUCUCUCGCGCAACAUUCAUCUCCUCCAACACCACGCCCACGAUUUUCUAUUAUCUUUCCAACGCCAGACGAGAUUCGUCGGUCUCUCAACGGCUACGGUUCCGGUGGAUCCAUUCACAUGAAAACGCAAAGCGCACCCCAACAGAAACAGCUACAAUACAUGCAUCCUUACUUGCGGCAAUGGGCAGGAGAUAGCGACUUUGGUCUCGAGGCAUCAUCCACAGAAGCAGCAUCUAUUCCUCGACGGGAAGCGGGACGUCGUCGUGCGGCGCCUCAUAUUAAGACGUAUAUCCGGUUCUCUGAUGCGGCCAUGGGAUCUAUAGAUUGGGCGAUAGUGACCUCUGCGAAUCUCUCGACGCAAGCAUGGGGUGCAGCGGUUAAUGUACAGGGGGAGGUUAGGGUCUGUAGCUGGGAGAUCGGGGUGGUUGUGUGGCCUGGUUUGUACGUCGAUGGUUCCCCGGAGACUAAGACGGCCAGAAUGGCCCCAUGCUUCAAGCAAGAUCGUCCUGCUGAAACGGAGUCUGAACUGGAUGAUGUCCUGGUCGGAUUCCGGAUGCCAUAUGAUGUCCCCUUGAUACCGUAUGGACCCCGGGACGAGCCAUGGUGUGCGACAGCAAGUCAUCCGGAACCUGACUGGUUAGGGCAGACAUGGGAGGGCUAG